UAUUCAAUGUCGCUCUUUUAUUACGUCACAGAAGGCGCAGACAUACACGUGUGGACGAGACCGCAAAGAAUCUUCCCAAAAUCAAAUUUGCGAAUGUUUUGCAGCUAUGAAUGACUUACCUGCAGAUGUGAAGACUUUCCUGCUCAAGCAUCCUUUUCUAGAGGUGACUGACAGCAAAAAGAUAAAGUGCACACUGAACGGGCAUGAGUUUCCAUGCAACCUGGAGGAGCUGCAGAAGUUCGUUAAAGGGAAAAAGUAUCUGAAGCUGAGCUCUCAAGCAGAGUUUAACUACAGCCAGUUUGAACCCCACAUAGUGUCAAGCUCAAAACAACCCAAUCAGCUCUUCUGUAAGUUGACCCUCAGACACCUAAAUAGACAGCCACACCAUGUAUUAAGGCACGUCAACGGGAAGCGCUUCAAGAAGGCUCUCGCCAAAUAUGAGGACUGUGUGAAGCAGGGCAUCACGUUCGUCCCAAUUAGACUUCAGCAGAAAAGGCCGAAGGAGACGGGCACAGACGUCCAAUGGGGCAACAAGUCCAAACAUGGCAACGGCACAUUUGAGCCAUCCUCCAGCAACGAUGAAGACCAUAACGACUCCGAAGACAGCAUGAGCGACCUAUACCCCACGUCGAUGUUCUCUUUGAAGAACCCGGCCGAGAACAUGGAGGCGGAAGAGUGCAAGGAUAAGGAUGACUUCCAAACCAGUGACGAUGACGAGAUGGAGGUGGACACGCUAGCCAUACAGAAACGUAAAAAGGUCUGCAGAAUUUGUCUGUUGAAUCUGCAUGACCACACUAUUACAGAACAGGCAUUUUGUUCACAUUUCAACAAGUGCGGGAAAUGUUUUUGUCAAAAUACACCAAAAAUGAAAAGAAAUGUCAGACUGAUAUCAGUUCAAAGUACAGAAAUGCAUAUAUUUUUAAAAAAGGUUCACUUGUUAAUGGGUGCACAUAAACCACAGACUCAUCUACUAUGUUCCCUUAAAUCGUAGCUUGUAUUUA
Molecule: messenger RNA, 1001 nt
Organism: Syngnathus typhle (broad-nosed pipefish)
Lineage: Eukaryota; Metazoa; Chordata; Actinopteri; Syngnathiformes; Syngnathidae
Gene: surf2
Product: surfeit 2
Exons: 5
Coding region: 107-991 (294 amino acids)
Source: RefSeq, a predicted model, not a curated record